Messenger RNA from Rotaria sp. Silwood2, 468 nucleotides. The record is from the annotation of a GenBank genome assembly. NCBI's taxonomy places the organism in Eukaryota, Metazoa, Rotifera, Eurotatoria, Philodinida, Philodinidae.
AUGUCAACAUUUACCUUGAGCACUACUCAAAAGAACAAACCUCUAUUACUUUCUAAAGGGUUUUCUUACAUUAUUGAUAAAAUAACUAUUGAUAAAACUUAUUGGAAAUGUGAACAUGCUCGAAAACUUAAAUGUAAAGGUCGAAUUCAUACUAAUUAUAUUAAUACAAUAUUGUUAUAUGAAAAUGAUAAUCAUAAUCAUAGUGGUAAUGCAGUUUCAGUUGAAAUUAGAAUAUUUGAAGAAAAAGUUCGUGAUCGAGCAAUUAAUAGUAAUGAAACUACCCAAGCUGUUAUAGAUAAUUGUUUGACGAAUUUAUCAGAUUAUGCUGUUGCUCGUCUUCCUGACUUCAAACACAUUAAUUUACGUAUCGAUCAAUUUACGUAUCGAUCAAUUUACAACGAUCAAUUUUCGUUCGAGCAUUUUUCGUUCGAUCAAUUUUCGCUUUCCCCAUUAUGUAGACUCAAAUAA